Messenger RNA from Tarenaya hassleriana, 1004 nucleotides. RefSeq lists its product as uncharacterized. Lineage: Eukaryota; Viridiplantae; Streptophyta; Magnoliopsida; Brassicales; Cleomaceae. The annotation marks the transcript as partial. Gene Ontology annotation, molecular function: metal ion binding. The transcript is spliced from 7 exons. The record is from RefSeq and is a predicted model, not a curated record.
CGGGCAAGGGCGGGGGACACGAACCCAUGUCCCAUAUGCCUCGGACCAUUUGUUAACGCCUCCUAUCUCGACAUUUGUUUCCACAAGUUUUGUUACAGAUGUAUCACACAAUGGGUCAAAGUGGUGAAAGGCAAGCUCUCUCAGCCUCCAUCCUCUGUGAAAUGUCCUCUCUGUAAGACGGAGAACUUCUCUAUCAUCCACAACUAUAAUGGUGACUCUUUUGAGCGGCACCAUAUCAAUCAGAAUAUCGUACAUAGUUUCGUCCUCACGAAAGAACAUAGAUACAGGUUGCAGUGUUAUUACACCGAGCCAGGUUUCUUGACGGAUGUUUUUGACAUUCCCCGGUUCUGGAGGAUAAGGAAGUUUCUUCAGCCAAACAGGUGGCUUGAGUCUUGGUUGAAAAGAGAGCUUCAAGCUCUAAUGCAGGAGGAGAACGUAGAUGUCGUCCUGCAUCACUUACUUGGUGUGAUCCACUCCUUCUGCAAACGAACUGAACGCAGAGACAAGCAAGAAACAAGAAGUAUGGGGACAGAGCAGGAAGAAUUCAAGGGGGUGGUCUUGGACGCAGCGAGACCGUUCAUAAUGGGAAGAACAGAUCGGUUUGUGGACGAGAUAGAACUCUUUCUCGCAUCGGGUCUGAAUGUGGAGGCUUACGAUGCCGUGUAUAUGCAACGGUUGGGAUGGAACAGCCCCAGAGGAACCAUUGCUGUCGAAGAAAGAGAAGAACAGAACACAAGUACAGCAGUGACGCCAUACUUGUUCAUCUUCGAAGAGGAUGACUGACUGUGAUGAUGCAGACUGAGAUUACUUUCCGAUAAGCUUCCUGAGAUUUUUUCUUCAACAGGCUCUUGAAAUUUUCAGGCCAUUUUGAUGUAUAAAAUAUAAAUUACAUUUAGAGGUGAAUUUGUACUAUGCGUCGGACCUGGUUCCAGCUUCUUGGGAACUCAUGAGUCAGAGUGGGAUAUGUUUUGUAAUGAUUACAGACAAGGUCUUUUUAGUUGUGA